Molecule: messenger RNA, 3933 nt
Organism: Brassica rapa (field mustard)
Lineage: Eukaryota; Viridiplantae; Streptophyta; Magnoliopsida; Brassicales; Brassicaceae
Source: RefSeq, a predicted model, not a curated record
AGAACAUUUAUGAUUAAUUUAUAGUUAGUUUAAUAAAAAGCUUAUUAUAUAUUUAUAUGGACUAAUAUAUUUUUCUAAGGAUUCUAAAAAUGGUUGUGGUGAUGACAUGUGGCUACAAAAAUAUGUUGUAAUGCUUCUCUUUUAAUAUAUAGGGGAUAUACUGAGAGACUCAGUUUAAGAAAUUCAUUACUAAUGAUGCUCUAAUAGCAUGAUUAAUGGAGGGUUUUUAAAGUGGAGUUCUUAGCGGAAUAUAAGAAACCAUCUCUUAAUUUUUAACUAAAAAAACUAAGAAUCGGCUCUUAAAUUAAGAACCGGCUAAGAAUUUCACCCUCCAUUAGUCAUGUUCUAUCUAAGCUGUAGGAAUCAUGAUUGAUUCCAGUUCUCACUUGUAUGGUUCUAUUUAGACAAAAAAAAAAACUAAAAAUAUCAACAGGGUUUCUUGUGUGUUUAUUGGACCUCUUACAUAGGCUAGUUGUGAAGAUUGACAUAGUCAUGGGAAUAAAUCGAGUUUAAUGAACCCCAUCGUAGGUGAAGGACAAAGACAUAAGUUAACAAGUUGUUAAAAGAAUAAGCACAUGUCUUGUCUACGUCGAGGACUCUUCUUCAGGUCAGGCGGCUAUAUGAUUUCCACACGCUGCCUGCUCAUUAUAUAAACCUCACGCUUUAAUCUGCAACUGGAGAUAUUACACACCUAAAACAUUUAAAGACACCAACACAGAGACAGAAAUGAAGAAAAAUUUGUGGUUGGUUGCUUUGUUUUUGGUUCUCUCUUUGGUAAUUUCAUCUUAUGCAGCUUCAGCUCAACCAUACCAAUUCCGGAAACUUUUGCAAAGAGGACCAGCAAUACCUAGUAAAUCAAGAUCCGCCCGCCAUGGUUUUUAGCAAGGCCAAAUCAGCUGGAGAUACAUGCUAUUUGUCACUUGUACAGCCACCGCAGCCUCAGGAUCAAGAUACCUUCUGUUUUUGUUGUUCUAUAAUUUUGAUAACAAUCCCUCUCGAUAUGUAGCUAGUUAUGAUUGUCUUGUCUUGUGCGUGUAUUAUAUGUAUGUGCGUUGUUCACUCUUCAACUCUGUUUGUCAUGUUGCUCCAAAUGAUGUCUUGUAAAAAAAAAGUCUUCUUUUAAGAAAAAUUAAAAUUCUUUUUGAAAAAGAAAAGGAAAACGUCUUGUAAAAUAAACUAAAAGACAGCUGAAUAUAAUUCACACAACUAAUUUUUACAUAUAUAUAUAUGAAUAUAAUCAGCUGAAGAUACACAAGAGAGCUGACUAUAUAUAUAAUCAGCAGGAUAAAAACUCAAUUUAAUCCUGCUUAGUGACUUUUUGACUUUGUAUUACCCGUCAGAGAUCUGUUUGAUGAUGAGGAAGAGAGGUUACGCGUCGAGGAUCGUGGUUCAAAGGUGGACAGAGGAGGAGAAUCUUAUUAUUCUUAAGUUCCGGAGUGACAAAGAUGGGGAGAGUGUGGAUAAGGAGACGUCAUCGGUGUGGUUUAUGACGCAGUUUUCAAGAUCUUUAUCAUCUUUUAUGGAGAAAAAAUGGCGAUAAAAGAUCUCAGGAGCAUUCUUUGUUACGACAACUUGCCAUGUUGCAUCUGCUAACCGUGAAAUUUCUAGUGCUCAAUUUUUAUGAAAACCCGGUUGUGUUGGUUGCCAUAACCGUUAUUAUUUAGUAAAGUUCGACUAGAAAGUAUGGGAAAAGUAUCAUGUCCAGGCCCAGCCAUAGAUGAAUUGUCUUCGAACUCGCUUCACUAUAAGAUGAGAGAUGAGACAUACAGAGCCUUUGAGAAUAUAUACCCAGUUCUCACAGAGUUCAAGAAGACCAUGCUUUAGUACGUAAUUCACCUUCCAAUUUUAUCAUCUUUCUGAGUAAAUAGUUGAUGCUUAAAUAUCUACUUAAUAGGUGAUAACCUACGCCCUGCGGGAGGCAAGUAGAUUUAAAAUUAUUAUAACUUUUAAUAUGUAGACAUUAUAAAAGUUAAAGUCAUAGUAAGAAAAAUAUAUGUAAGAAAGUACGGGUUAUAGUUAAGAAUUUUAGUAUGGUAAUAUAAAUUUAUAUGCGAUGGACUUUAAAAUUAAAUUGUAUAUUUGUUUGCAUAAAGAUAAAUUAUAAAUAUAAGAUUGAAUAAAACAUAAACAAUAGUCUAAUAAAAUAUAAAAGGAACAAUGUAUCAGAAAACAAAAGAAAAUGAAAAAUAGAGACAAAAUAACUGCUGUCAAUAAUGUCUUCAGAAGUUUUUGUUUGCAAUCAUAUUAUGAGCAAUAUCAAAGAGAUCAUCUUGAAAAAUUAAAAACAUUAUUUAACAAAUAUUCUCCGAUCGAUUAAGGUAAGUAUUUCAAUUCUAAGAAUUUUGUUUCCUUGAAUACGUUAACAUUCUCAAUUCUAAGAUCAAGUCAAUUGUGUUUCCUUUAAAAUUUGAAGCAUUAAGUUUUGGAAAUAAAAAAGGGAUUUUCGUUGAUUUGAAUCUAAAAGAUCAUAAAACGAUUUGAAGCUCAUAUUAGUUUUUCAAAACAUUAUGAUAAACAUGGUUAACUUGUUGCAGGAUUAGAUAUGAACUGCAAAACUGGUUAUGAUAUUUUCUUACAAAUCGGCAUAUCAAGCUAAAAGAACCAAUUCAAACCGUAAAGAACAAAUUAUAAACAAGUUUAAAGAACCAAUUAUUUACUCAAGCGUAAAUAAUUAUAAACACACGUAUAUUUUAUUGCCUUAUUUAAAUGAACCAAUUUCAAAUUUUCGAACAAACAAUAAAGUCUCUCUUUGAAUGGUAAUAAUAUGUUGCCUUAUUUAAAUAUUUGUUUUUUUAAGUCCGAAUGUAAUGUAAUGUUGAUCGAAAAUCUUAUACUAUAAUGUAAUGACCAGUGGUAUUUCUUUGUAAUUAUUCUAGUUGAGAAAGGACUUUUAAAAAAAUGAAGUGAUAGUGCAUGUGGUGAUGACACCUAGAAAAUGACACACAUGUAAUAAACACAUGAACCCAAUGUUAUUUUUUAUCAAUGCUCCUCAAAUAAUAAUAAAAAGAUAUGAAUGAUUCAUCUAAGGGCAUGAUUAACUCUGGUCUCUUAGUUGGGGUUCUUAACUCAUGAUUUGACAUAAUUUUUUUUACUUUUUGGCUAAGAGACGGAUCUUAGAGCAUGAUUAUCAGUAGAGUUUUGUUUAAAAUUUUUUUUUGUUUUUUUUUCUUUUAGUCUGAAAAAAAAAUUAAAACCGAACCAAUCGGAUCGCCAAGUGUUGGUGGGGUCCGCGAACAGUACAAAAAGACACUAAAGACUCCUUUAAAAGCCCCCUUUAAUGGUAUUGUUAUAUAAACAGUUCUUAAUUUUUAUUAGUUAAAAUCUAAAAAAAAUUAAAAAACCUUUCUUACCCGAAUCUAAGAACCCCAAUUAAGAUAUUGGGGUUAAUAAUGGUCUAAGAACAUCUCCGAAGUAUUGGAGUUUCUCUAAUCGAAGUUUUCAAUUCAAAUGUAAGUAUAAGCAUUUAAGAUACGGUAGAUACCUUGUAGCCUGUAGGUUGGAUUUCUCAUAGUUUUUAGAUAUCUCCAGUUUAUAGUAAUUUUGUUCUAAUUAUUGUUUCAUGUAUAAUAGUCAGUUUCAAAGUUCACUAUAAUCCCUUAAAAAAAAUCUAUUCUUAUACUGAAAAUUUGAAACUAGGAAUGGCUCAAUUAACUUCCAAAGCAAGAAAGGUGAACAGAGGCCAUUGCCAUCAAGUCUCAGACACUAAAACAACUCAAAACAGAGUCAAUUCUGAACCAAAAACAAGGAAACAGAAGAACAAAAAUCUGCCUAAAUCCAAGAGAAAUGAAAACAAAACCCACCCUGCUGUUGUGUCCUUUUCUCUAGUUCUUCCCACAAUUUAGUAGGUCCUAUAAGCAUUUUUACAGGGUAGGAGGAUGAAACCGAAAAUUGAAAACGAAAAAAAAAACUGAAAAUUGUAAAGACAGGGAAAAA